AUGAUAACUGUCAUACGGUUAAUUCACUCUUUCUUUAUCUUACAGGUCACCCAAAACACUGAGAUACCGGUGAAUGAGACUGGCCAGUUCAUCCAAUAUGAAAACCUCUUCGUCAAAGCAGAGCAAGCUAUAUCGGCUGCAGCUCAGGAAUCUCGUAUGCCGCCACCUAGCGUUGCCCCGGAUGUACUCAACCAUAACAACGCGCACGCCGACGCGCGUGACCUGGCAGACGAGGACGCGAUCAUGCGCAAGCUGGUCCGGUGUUACAGCAGCGAAUCCUUGACGAGUGUGACGUCAGAGUCAUCUGUACAAGAGAAUAUAUUUAGCACAGCCGGUCAAAUCGAGGUCAUAAUUGAGUAUUCAAGCGAACCAUCGCGUCUGAUUGUAACAGUGGUACAGGCCCGUGACCUCCGACCUCUACCGGAAGGAGCCGCUCUUUCUGACACCUACGUCACACUUUACCUUGACCCUGAUAACGAUGUCAAAGGUCAAACAAAGAUUUACAGGAGAAGCUUCAGCCCAGUUUAUAAUGAAAGGUUUUCAAUGCGAGUCCGAUGGGAGGAUCUAUCACGCCGUACAUUACGUUUGACAGUAAUGAACUAUGACAGGCACACUCGCCAUGAGGAGAUAGGGGAAGCAGAGUUACUGCUUGGGGACAUCGAAUUUCAGCAUGGACCUUUCAAUACGUGGCUAAAUCUUCACGAUUCUAACGAGAAACCAGAGAAUCUAGGUGAUAUCUUGUUUUCUUUGAGCUAUCUUCCAACGGCUGAGAGACUCACUGUUGUCAUAGUAAAAGCUAGGGGCCUUAAAUGGAGUGAUAACAAAAAGUCAGGAGAUCCAUUUGUGAAAGUGUACCUUCUACAGAACGGCAAGAAGUUAAGUAAAAAGAAGACGUCAAUGAAGCGAAGUGAAACCUGUCCCAUCUUUAAUGAGGCUAUGAUGUUUUCUGUGCCAUCCAACAUUCUAGAGAAAGUUACUUUACGUAUCACUGUAGCUGAGGUUGGUAUGGCAGGCAAGACCCCCAGCGUCGGACACGUCUUAAUUGGUGCUAACUCUAAAGGAUCCUCACUGAGCCAUUGGAAUCAAAUGCUAAUCUCUCUAAGAAAACCUGUUGCUAUGUGGCACUCCCUCAGGAAAUAGCAUUCCAUUCCCAUCGGGUGAGGCCGUCUUCCCGGGCGACGUUUCACACAAGCCACUUUUCACGAAACAGCAGCCGUCAAUGUGUCUACUAUGGUUUACACGCGUCGAGUUGAUCUUGGCAAGCUUUAGCUGGUGUUGUGAAAUGAGGUCCGAUAGAUAGAACUACAUAUAGUACACUGCCCUCUAAAGUCAAGAGAAAGUCAGUUAAGAAUGAGAACAGAGAUAAGUCUAUAAACACAAGUUCUUAUUCAGACUCAUGUCAUGCCAACUUCUAGGCCCAUGUAGAGUUACAUUGAUCCAAUCAACCACAAAUAUGGAAAGCCAAUAAAGUCAAUGUCUAAAAUGCAUGUCUGUUCAUAAUAUUUCUAGAUGUGCCGCAUAUUCCUACAUUGUUUGAAAAAGAAAUCGUGCAAAUUUCCUGUAGAAAAAAUUAUGACAUUGAUGGAUUUCCAUACAAUUAAGGUUGAUUGGAUCAAUCACAGCUCUGUGUAAUAUACGGAGUACUGUUGGACAGUAUCUUAUACUGGCUGAAAACACACACCAGGUGCCCGUUGCAGAAAGAGUUGCAAUCAAUUGCAACUCUAAAAAUCAUGCGCAACUUGAUUUUCAACCAAUCAACAGC
Messenger RNA from Lytechinus variegatus (green sea urchin), 1762 nucleotides. RefSeq names its product synaptotagmin-12-like. The transcript has 6 exons. NCBI's taxonomy places the organism in Eukaryota, Metazoa, Echinodermata, Echinoidea, Temnopleuroida, Toxopneustidae. Gene Ontology annotation, biological process: cellular response to calcium ion; regulation of dopamine secretion; calcium-ion regulated exocytosis. The record is from RefSeq and is a predicted model, not a curated record. Gene Ontology annotation, cellular component: membrane. Gene Ontology annotation, molecular function: clathrin binding; phosphatidylserine binding; SNARE binding. The coding region runs from base 1 to 1140 and encodes 379 amino acids.